GAUGGAUUGUUCCUGCAGAUGUACUCGCGCUGUUCAAUGCCAGUGACAAAGGAAACGCCAUAGUCUGCAGCAAUGCGAUAGGCUUUAUCAAUUUUGAAUUAGCGGUACGGCUUGACAGCGAGCGCGGAGGUUGGCGCAUCAGUUGAAUAUUGGCGGGGAAUAUGCAGCAGGGUGGAGUCGGGAUACAGUGAAGCUUGGCUGUUUGUUAUUGGCACUGAGUACGCUGUGAAAGAGGACGUGAUAACGACAGCUCGUGUUGUACAGAGACUCCACAUCAGGCGUGGGUUUAGUUUUUGACUGAUUUGGACACUGACAGCAAGCAGUUUAAACUUAGAACCGGUUAUAUUAUCAGGAAGUGAUAUUCUGGAGUGAGUGAGUGAGUAGAACGGAAACUGCAGUCAUUGUUGCAAAGAGGAACCUGUGGACUUUCUUCCCGGAUUAGGAUUAACGUGGAUAAGGAUUAACGUGGAAGUAUGACGAAGCAGGGACACUCCGGGAUGGUGCAGGUGAUUGACGGGAAGAAGAAGCCUUUGUGUAGAAAGACUGCGUGUUACAAGUUCACACUGUUCAUAGUUGCGGUUCUCUUGGCGUCUCUCAUUGUAUCAUGCGUCAUCGUUGUAGUCUUGCGUGGCCAAUUGAUAGAACCAGAGAAGGUGAAGGUCACGGUCGGCAACCUAGAGCUUGAAAUAAAGAGAAACGUUUACGACCAGCUGAAUAAUUAUUAUCGCAUGCUCGACGUCGACGGAAACGGAACCUACUCACUUCAAGCGGCGCAAGCGCACUUCAACUCUAUGGACAAAGACAAUAAUGGAAUAGUGACGUCAAAGGAGGUGGCGGAUACCAUUGGACGACAGUACAAGUUUAUCUUCGAGGCAGAGGAUUUUGAUUCAGAUGGCGUCAUCAGAGCCAACGAUGUCACCGACGUACAUAAAAGAGUGGACAUCGACGAUGAUGAAUUGGUAUCAAAAGACGAAUUUGCUUUUUACCAUGAAAUGGCUCGCCGAGCAGCGCACGACCGAGGGGCUCUUUAAAAUACAUGCGGUUUCAUCCUCGUCAUAUCAACGACUGUUCAUCUCAUCUUUGAAAGCAUCGAUGCAUGUCCAAAGCAUUAAUGAAUGACAUUGGACACGUAUCUACUUUGAUAGUUACGUCAGCAUGUUAUUAGUAACAGUACACCUUACGUUCAUGCUACAUAGAAUCGGUCCUUGGUGAAAGAAAUUCAAAAGUUCUGCUUUUAAAAAAAAAUACUCCCGACAUUUGCAUCUCAAUAUAUAAAGCACAGAAGAGUUCUAACUCUCAGGCACAAUAUAGAAAUAUUUAAAUAAGUGGAGUAAGAUUGAUAUAUAUAUGGGCCUGUUUUAAGGUUAUAUGGGAAUUUUAUGGUGAUAGCCAAGUGGCUAUAUCAUUGGCAUCAAUCAACACUAAGCAAUAAUUCCUCCUUACCCUUCAGCAUGUAUACCUUUAAGCAUAAUACUAUUUAAAAGUUAUAAAUGCUUUGUACUGUCCCCAAACUUACCAUUAAUGCUAUUCUUCAUGUGGGAUUGGCUUUUAAACUUUUCUGUACUAGUAACUUCGAUCUUCUUACCUCACUUAGACAGACGGCCCUUGCGAGCUAGGCUGAUGGUAUGGCGUUUUGAAAAGGAUGACCCUGAUGUGUUGUCUAUAGCAUCAGAAUAUGACUGAUAUUUGGCGUUAAAAGCAAAAUGACCCAUAAGAAUCCAUUUCUAAUAUGACUGAAAUAAACACUGCCAUUUUGUGUACCGACACAAUGAGGUUCUGUAAAUAAAACAAAUCAGAAACAUAUCUUUGGAUCUAGAAAAAAUCUCAGAAAACACAAGAUCUGAAAUUUUAUUAUAUUAACAUGUGCAGAGCCAUUAUAUGAUUAUGAUUUGUCAGGGCAUGAAAUUGCACAAAACAAUCUUAGGCGCCUACUAUCAACCUUACAAUUAUCAUAUUCCACUUGCACAAAGCAAUCUUAGCGCGAUUGUAAGAUGGCUUGGAGUUUCAGCUAAGACCGAAAUCUUCGACGGUGGGAGUAAAAAUAUCUUUAACUCGACUCCUGUCUAUACAGUUGUCUGCAAAGUCGCAUAGUUUGCUGCGCAUGCCAAUACUGGAACCGGUCAGGACACACAACUCGUACAACCCGCCACCGCACCUUGUACAGUUUUUUUAAAAGGUCCCAGUAAUUUGAAGAAAAUGGUUACUAGGAUGAUGGCAUAGAAUGUUUUUUCUGCAUUGAUAUUUUCGUGAUUUAGGAAUUAUGAGUUUGAUAUUGCAACUAGAGAAAUACCUACUCAUGUUUUAUGAAACUAUUAAAACACGAAAAAAAACCAUUCAUACAUUUAACUCUAGAUUUAGUGACACAAUUAUUUGAAAAAUUAAAAUAAACAAAAAUAAUAUUUCCUUAUAAUACAUAAAUGUAUGAUCGUAAUCCAUUUUUAAGAGCUUUUCGUAAAAUUCUAAAUAUAUCCAACAUGUUUUGUUUUGCUAGUACAAGAAAAGAUUUUAUGACUAUCGUUUCAAAACACAGAAAGACAGGGGUCUGUAAAGAAUCCAGGGAAGGGAAAUAAGAACAAUUAAUAUAAUUUCGAGAAAGCAGUUUAAUAUAUAUUCACUGGGUAUAAUUUACAUUAAUAAUUAUUUCAUAAAAAGUGUGGAUUUUACUUUUGCUAUUUUAAGGAUAUUCACUCAAAUUUCAAAUGUCUCAUCAUGUGUGUGUCCUUGUUUGAUGAAUACUUGAAUGAAUUUAUUUAUAAUUCAUGUACUAAAACUGCUCGUACCUCGGCCCACUCGAUUAUACAAUUAAACCUGUAUGAUUUUGUACUUCAACUUGUAUUUAAUUGUAGAUUGUUUUAAUGAUGAUGAACCAAAGACAAAAUCACUGACACGAAUGUGACCCAAAAGAAAUACAGGCGGAGCUCAGUGAUUUUACAACAUUAAUACACCGGGCAAGUAGUUACUGUAGAUUCGACUCUUUGGGCGAUGGCGUAUACAAAGGGAAACAACUCCCAUCGAGAGUAUCAACUAAGAUUAGCUGCCCUUGAGUUAUCUUAAAGGUCACGGACGUUGCAGACAAGUUACGUUUUUAUCCUUCCCUUGAUUAGCGAAAAGGUUUGUUGUUUCACACUUCUUUCAGCAGUGUCGGGU
This is a messenger RNA of Haliotis rufescens (red abalone), 3147 nucleotides long. RefSeq lists its product as uncharacterized. The record is from RefSeq and is a predicted model, not a curated record. Gene Ontology annotation, molecular function: calcium ion binding. The transcript is spliced from 7 exons. NCBI's taxonomy places the organism in Eukaryota, Metazoa, Mollusca, Gastropoda, Lepetellida, Haliotidae. Bases 474 to 1031 code for a protein of 185 amino acids.